AUGGCUCCCAAACCCAAAGGGAAGGCGCUCCUCUGCGAGCAGCUGGAGGAGUUGAAGAAGAAGAAGGCGGACGCCAAGAAAGCGGUGAAGGAAGCCUCCAAGGAUGAGAAGAACGCUAUCAAGAAGCGGAACCGGCUUCUGAAGGCAGCCAAACACCUGUCCUCUGGCGACCUGCAGCUGCUUCUCGAUGCAAAGGCAGCCUCCACCUCCGCAAGUGCCAAGACUGACUCAAAGGAUACUGAGCACAAGGAAGAUCAGGAGGACAAGAAGGAAGAUCAGCAGGACAAGGAGGUGGCCAGCAAGGAAGAUCAGCAGGACAAGGAGGAGAAGGGGCGAGACUGCGAUUUGUCCAACUUUCCAGCAAUGGGUGGCGCCCGAAACCCUGAACGUGAAGCUCAGGUCAGGGCCUUGAACCGGGUUGCCCACGCAGCUGGUGUUGCAACCUUGCCGGAGAAUGCCAGUCGUGCAAAGGUAGGGAAAUUGGCAGAGGACCUGUGUCUCUUGGCUCUCACGCAGCAACAGCGAAGACAAGUCAAUCAUGCUAUUGCAGCCUUCAGAGCCACUUUCUCUGCUGCCAAUGUGGAAGCCAGAGAUACUGGCGCUCCAGCGCCUGCGCAAGGCAAGGUGUGGAAGUUCUCAGCCGUGCAGCUCACCUACAACUCGAGUCACAGCGACUUCAUGGCGCUUGAUCACGGCGUACUCGAGAACUUGUUUGGCCGGUUUGUCGCCUACCUUGGCCGCCUGGCUGCCCAGAUUUCAGCAGAAGGUGUCUCGGCCACCAUGGAGCGUGCGUCACCAGAACGAGUCCAUCUGCACGCUGAUCUUCAUCUAUCAACUGCCUUCCAUCGGCGUGGUCAGGAUGCCCUCAACAUCUUUGCCUUCGAAGACGUGCGGCCACAUGUGACACCAAAUACCGCGUCCGGCAAGACAUACACAGGUGCUUUGCGAUUUGGUCAUUUUUAUGUCGUCGCCGACAAACUUGGAACUCUGCGCCUGGGCAGUAGAUGCUUAGAGGCUUAUAGAGCAGCUUGGAGACUUGGAACAAACUGCGGCUUAAAGUUCUAG
Molecule: messenger RNA, 1065 nt
Organism: Symbiodinium necroappetens
Lineage: Eukaryota; Dinophyceae; Suessiales; Symbiodiniaceae
Source: the annotation of a GenBank genome assembly